Molecule: messenger RNA, 4240 nt
Organism: Zophobas morio
Lineage: Eukaryota; Metazoa; Arthropoda; Insecta; Coleoptera; Tenebrionidae
Exons: 8
Coding region: 249-3911 (1220 amino acids)
Molecular function (GO): GTP binding
Source: RefSeq, a predicted model, not a curated record
GUGGACUAUAGAUUUUAAAACUGAUAACCUUAUCGUGGGUGUGUAGAAUAUUCAGAAUGAUCGUCUACAGAUUAAUGCAGUGUACUAAUAUUACCACUAAAGAAACAGAUUGUUUUGUAGUUAACUGUUCCAACCAACGACCCACUUCAUAAAGAUUACAUAACUUUUUCCUGUUAAAAACAACGGUUGACUUUUUGACGAAACGCUUCGAUCGUUCCAGAAAAACUUUUGCCGAUUAUUAUUUAACAAUGUUUGGUCCCAUAAAGCAUUUGUUUCAAGACACUUAUAACGCAGACGAUGACGUAAACCUGCUCCUGUUGGGCGAAACAGGAGUCGGGAAGUCAACUCUGGUAAACUCCAUUUCGAACUACUUCAAAUAUGCUAGUUUCAAAGAAGCACAAAAAAGGAUCAUCGACAUUUUAAUCCCUAUGUAUUCAACGGAAAGUAGAAAAGUUUACGGCAUAGCAGACGAGAACGAAGACUACGAUGAAGGCAAAUGCACCACUCAGUUUGUCAAAGAAUAUAUGUUCCCGAUUAAAAUGAACAACAGGACCUUCAACCUGAGACUAAUCGACACACCGGGAGUGGGAGAUCCCAGAGGAAUGGAACAAGACGAAAUCAAUCUGGACAACGUCCUUGCGUACUUGACCACGCUGAAGAAACUCCACGGAAUUUGUUUCGUUUUGAAGUCGAAUCAGACAGGGUUCACCAAGUUCGCGGAGUACUGUCUUAAGCAGAUAUUGACGCGCCUGGAUAAGAGUGCCAGUCAGAACAUCAUUUUCAUUACGACUUACAGUAAAACGGAGAGUUAUACAGCUGGGGAGACGAAGAGUCACUGUUUGGCGCCACUGGUUAAAGACAUCAUGUCGACACCCCCACAUGCUAAUAUUCCUUUGAGCGACGACAACGUCUUCUGUUUGGACAACGAAGCAUUCAAAGCCUUGUUGGCCAGUCAAGAUGGAAAACGAUACACCAAACGCGAAGUCAAAGGUUUCGAGACGAGCUGGCAGGUGUCGUCGAACGAAAUUCAGCGAUUAUUGAGGUACGUUAUUGGAGACGCGUCUAGUCCAGGUUUGAAACCCCACGACGUCGAAAACACAAUCAGUAUCAACGAAGUCCGGUUGCACAUUGAACAACUCACGACUCCCAUUGCGGAAGUGUUGGAACUCAUCCAAGACAACAUCAGAGUACUUGACGCUCAUCAAAAAAAAUUGCAACAAGAUGACCAAACUGUCGAAGAACUCAAACAGCAAUUGCACAUACCUUGCGUUAAUCUUGAAGUGAAGGAACUAACUCAACCGGUAACGGUUUGCACGGACCCUAAAUGUGCAGAAAUCGUGAAGGUCAACAACGUGACCCAGUGGCACUACAAGCAACGAUGCCACAACCCCUGUCACUUGACCGGGGUUCCUAAAGAAAUCAUCGGCGAUCCCAAUCUGAUGCAUUGUGCCGCCAUGGCAAACAGACCCAAUUGUCAAGAGUGUGAAUGCCCCUGGCAAGUCCACAUGCACAUCUACAAAGAAACCACCAAAGUUUCAGUUCGCAAAGUAGACCAGAACGUGUUAGGCGUCAUCAGAAGCAAACAAGACGCUCGAAUCCAUAUGCAUAAACUAAUCGAAGAUUUAAACACGCGGAGGCGAGAACUGGAAAAAGAGGGCGAAACCAUUUCGAGGAUCGUCGCCAAGUUUUCGUGGUUCUUGCAGGAACACGCGCAGACGCCCUUCAAUGACGCCUACGGUGAAUACAUUGAUCAACUUAUCAAAAAUGAAAAGUACCUAGGAAUGUUCGCCAAUCGGGAGGUCAUAGCGAAACUCGAAAACCUCCUCAGCCAACACUAUAAUUUACAAGCAACUUUCCACGAGAGCGCUAAGAAUGCCCAAGGAGAACCUUCCGACGAUCUAUCCCUUAAAGGAAUCCAGAAAAGUAUCGCGCAACUCUACAAAUUGAAACACAUGGGGAAAACCAUACAAGAACUGAUACAAAAAUCCAACGCUUGUCGCAACAAAGAAACGCAGAAAAAUUUCGGUUGCGUUACGUUGCGAGAAGUAGUCGACUUGGAUAAGACAAUAGCUGAACAAGAACAAUUUGAAUUUACAGAGAGCGAUGACGACGUACAACUACGCCAGAACAAAGGGUCUGAAGAAGAAAUGUUUGAAAACCAAUGUCACCCAGACGGACCCGGAAACAGUGAUGACAUAAAACACCAGUCUAACCAUUCAAAACUUCACCGCACCUUGCUAGUAAGCGAUGACGAAUCCGACUCUGCUAAACCCACAUCACGCAGAGGUGAAAAACAGGGAAAGGAAAAAAUGAAAAGAAACGACGACAAGGAACACCACUUGACUAUACGAAACCCUACAAGCCGAACCCAAGACGACCAACAGAAAAUGACCCCCACCACCUCUGACAUGCCGAAAGAGAUCGCCAGCAUCUCAGACAAUGUGAAUAAUCAGGAAAACUUGAUGCAAAAUGUAUACGAAACAAUGAAAAAGCAACAAGAGAAUGUCAAGCAGUCUAUGGAGAAGAUUGGAUUACUUUUAGAAAGUAACGAAAUGGAAAACAUCGACAAUUUGAAGUCUUUUUUGUCUAAUGCUGGAUCUAGCGACUCUGAAGAUGGCAGAAAUAAACAUCAUCAAACGGAACACAGCGAACACAGUGAGAGUGAAGCCAUCUCCAAGGAUGUUGAAAGUGCCACCCAGAAAGAAUCACCAGAAAACGAACUUGACUACACAGUACCAUAUAUCUAUAGAACUAACAACUCAGAAGACGACAAAUCUUCAAAACCGAGAACUGAUGAUGGAAGACUUGAGUAUCCGAGUCCGGAGAGAACUUACACCGAUCCAAGAGAACCACGCAAUUAUGACGCCAGAUAUCACCCCGAAGAAGACAACAGACUUGCUGAAGCAUCUGGAAGUAGAAACUACCUCACCAGAAGCAAUUUUUCUCCUCGAUCAACAAGUCCAGGACGAUACCACUCCACAACCGAGAGAAAAUCACAUAAAAGUGACCAUAGAAGGCACUAUUCACCUAGACGUCACCGUCGUCGUAGCGAAAGCUAUGAUUCAUCGGACCGCGACUUUAGAAGAUCGUCGCGCCGUCAUGUUACUAGAUACACAGAUGGAUCCGAAAGUUAUGACUCAGAUGACAACCCAUCUAGGCACCGAACGAGAUCUAACUCUUAUAAAGACUAUGAUUCAAAUGAUGAUCGUCAGAAGCAGUCACGUUACGUCAAAAAUAAAUCUUCUCGUAGACGUAGAAGUUCAGACGAAGACAUUGACAAGAAACGUGAAAAACAAUCACACAGAAAACACCAUAAAGGGAAACGCUCCUCUAGACGUCACCGCAGUGGUAGCGAAAGCUAUGAUUCACAUGACCAUGAAUCUGGAAGAUCGUCCAGUAGUGAUAGUGCAAGUUCUGCUAGAUCCUUUGACUGCAGAAGCAGUGUCAAACGAUCUAAGGAUAAGACUGGUAGAUCAAGAGGCUCAGAACAACAGCGCAGCACAAGAACUGAGAAAAAAUCGCGACACGAAGUGAAAGAGUCGUUCAGACGUCAACAUCACCGCCCUAAAAGCGACAAUUACGAUUCAGCAGAUGACCGUGAUCCUAGAAAACGGUUCCAAAGGGGUGAUGGUAAACACUCUAGACGCGAAGACAAAUCUGUCAUUCUACUGGAAAUAGUCUUAAACAGUCUAAGAAUCAUAGAGAGUCUAAUAAAAAACAUGAUUCAGAUCCUGUCAAAUCAUCUAAAAGUGCACACAUCACACCAAAGAAUAAACACGAAACUGGUGAUUCAAAUGAUAAGCGUUCUGGAAGAUUUUCUAAAAAUGGAAAGACAGAUCCAGAGUCUACAACCCCAGGAAAGUCUAGUUCAGUUGAUCCAAAUUCUACUGAAUCUUCUACAAAAAAUCUAACAUCAACACAAAUCAAACUAUAAUGCUAAGAACGAAAAUUGUGAUUGGCGUGGUAAACAAUCUGUUAAAUUUUCUAGUAAAGAUACAGUUCAAGAGCGUAAGCCUAAAAAUUAAAUAGAAUCCAAGUCUGCUUCAUCACACAUCUCAAAAGUCUACGCAAACUCCAGUGAUAUGUCUGAAAUACGUACAGUUCAAGGCAAAAAUUCCAAAGAUAAUCUAGGUAGAUAGGAAAACUAGGAACCUGUAGAAAACACAAAAAAAUACUUUAAUGCUUUUGUACCGAACGUGUAGACCUAUUGUUUAAAAUUUUAGUAAAUAUUUGAGCUUUA